AUGCCUUUCCUCGGGUUUCGCUGGAUCGUCAACUUUGUGCUGCUGGCCAUCCCCAUCGGAGUCACCCUCGGCGUCCUCAUCGGUAUCGACGCCGGCAGAAGCGCAAACGGCGACAAGCCGCUCUUCACCCAGCCUGAUAACCCAGGGACGAUACCAAAGAACAAUGGCAUCACGGCCAUGGUAUCCUGCGACAAGGCGUUCGGUCUUCACCCUCCGUCAAAGGGCCAGGAGUACACACUGAACCCGAACCAGUGGGGUUGGAACGAAGGCGAAGAUGGUCUGCUUUGCAUGAACGUCACCGCGUUCAACAACCAGACGUACCCGACCGACUUCAGCGCGCCCGAGUUCUACGUUACAUGGCGUUACCCUCGCGGCCCGGAGACGCAGCCUGUCCACGCUUUCCCCAACAUCAAGGUCGACGGUACCAUCCUCCCGAUCUCCAUCUCGUCCCUGGCCAGUGUCAGCGUCGACGUCGAGUGGUCCUACUCGGUGGGCAACUACACCACCGAUGGCGCAGCGGCUACCGACACGAACGAGGCCGAGCUCACCGAGAACGACACCAACGCCAACGUCGCCAUCGAUAUGUUCUUGGACGACGACAAGGACAACGCCAGUGACAGCACCAAGGCCAAGUUCGAAGUCAUGGUGUGGUUCGGCACCUUUGGCGCAGCGACGCAGCCCAUUGGAUACCAGGGCGGAGCGGGUGCCCUCACGACGCAGACGAUCAACGGAACGAGCUUCCAACUCUUCUUUGGCCAAAACAGUCUCGGACAACACGUCCUGACCUGGAAGGCGAUGGUGACAGUCGAGCACUUUGUCGGCGACCUGGCGCCCCUGAUCACGACGCUCACGACCAUGAACCGCGCCAACUUCCCCACCUCGGCGACCUACCUGGGCUACAUGGGUCUCGGCUCCGAAGCGCUCUCGGCCACCAACGUCGUCACCUUCCGCGUGCCGACCCUGACCAUGGAUAUCAAGGCGUCCACGUGA
Molecule: messenger RNA, 990 nt
Organism: Colletotrichum graminicola M1.001
Lineage: Eukaryota; Fungi; Ascomycota; Sordariomycetes; Glomerellales; Glomerellaceae
Exons: 4
Coding region: 1-990 (329 amino acids)
Biological process (GO): polysaccharide catabolic process
Molecular function (GO): cellulase activity
Source: RefSeq, a predicted model, not a curated record